This is a messenger RNA of Sander lucioperca (pikeperch), 1058 nucleotides long. RefSeq names its product olfactory receptor 52E8-like. Gene Ontology annotation, molecular function: G protein-coupled receptor activity; olfactory receptor activity. The transcript has a single exon. The record is from RefSeq and is a predicted model, not a curated record. The coding region runs from base 48 to 1058 and encodes 336 amino acids. NCBI's taxonomy places the organism in Eukaryota, Metazoa, Chordata, Actinopteri, Perciformes, Percidae. Gene Ontology annotation, biological process: G protein-coupled receptor signaling pathway. Gene Ontology annotation, cellular component: membrane.
UGUUAUUUCAGAUUUUCCUCAACUUGUCACAUCUAAUAACUAUUUUAAUGUAUGUGUUUUCUUUUGAUAGGUUGUUACUGUUAAUUCAAGUGAUUAUGUUCUACACUAAUGUAACAAGGAUUACAAAUUUCUUCAUCCUGGGAUUUCCUGGACUUUCACAGGAGUAUUAUGGACCUGUGUCAGCCCUGCUUUUGGUUCUCUUCUUGGCUAUAGCUGUAGGAAAUAUUUUUAUUUUAGUGUUUGUUAAAUGUGAGAGGUCUCUUCACAAACCCACAUAUCUGAUAUUUUGCCACUUAGCACUAACUGACUUAAUGUUUGGGACUGUUACUCUCCCAAAGAUUAUAUCAAAAUAUUGGUUUGAUGACAGUAUUAUUUCAUUUUAUGGAUGCUUUGUACAAAUGUACUUUGUUCAUUUUUUGGGGGCGUCUCAUUCUUUCAUCCUGAUGGUGAUGGCCCUUGAUCGCUUUGUUGCAAUUUGUGCUCCACUGCGUUACACAGCUCUUUUCACAAAUAACACUGUUUCUGUGCUUUGUGGAAUAUCAUGGAUUUUGCCAAUGUCAUGGAUGGUGGGUAUAGUUUUAGAUACUUUGAGAUUGCCUUAUUGUAAUUCAAAUAUAAUUACACAUUGCUUUUGUGACCAUAUAGCAAUAACAGUGCUUGGAUGUGAGAACGUACGUGAAGUUCAGGUAGUUGCAUUUGGUAUGGCCAUGUUCAGUUUGAUGUUGCCUCUAGGUUUUAUCACCUUCUCUUAUUUUGUCAUCAUUGUUGCAGUUAUGAGAAUGACCAGUUCUAAUAGCAGCCGCAUGACAGCUCUGUCUACCUGCUCGCCACAGAUUCUCAUCACAUUUCUCUAUUUUAUGCCAAGAUGCUUUGUGUACCUGGCAAAUUUUGUGGGAUUUACAUUCAGUGUCCCAGUUCGCAUAGUUGUUGUAAUGCUGUACAGUAUUUUACCUGCUGCUAUUAACCCAUUAAUAUACUGUUUCAAAACCAAGGAUAUCAAAGAACACUUGAAAAAGAAAUUAGUUACUAGGAAAUUUAAUAGCAGCACAACUGGAUAA